AGUGGCUAAAUUGACCUACACAUUCCAAAGCCGGUGAGGACGUAAUCGGCGGGCGGCUAUAAAUUACUGUGUACGGAUAUGAGAUGCCAAUAUUUGAAUAGUUGUGAACCCAGAUUGAUCGUGGUGAGAACGAAAGCUAGUUUCUACUAUUAACCAGCCACCACAGUGCGUUACUGUAUGCUACACGUGUUGUGUGUGAUAUCAAUAUGAAGCCGACUGUUAGUAAUUCUUACUCGGGACUUUGUUUAUUGUUGACGGUCCUGUACCCGGUAUAUUCCUCUGCCAUUGUUCUCAGUCUGCCUGGCCGUGGAUCUAUGGCAUGGAAACACUUUACGCUGAAGUGUGGUCUCCACUGUCCGUACGGUUACGAUACUGACGUAGAAGGGGGACCAAUUUGUAAAUGUCAGAACCCGUGCAGGAACGUCUUCUGCUUUGAUGGAACUGUCUGUGUCAUCAAGAAAGCAAAGAACUGCAGAGGAGGAUUCUGUAGCCACAAGGCUGCUUGUAAAGAUGCAAAAUCUACCACAAGCGAUGUUUCUAUCCCUAUGGGGCACAACAGGGGACCUCCCGCUCUCACGAACGAGGCAUUUGAUAUAGCCAACACUCUUCAGCAAGACUCCAGUACGACUAUCAGCGGUACCAGCCCUGUUGACGUCACAGAAAUAUGCAUAGAUCAACCGCCACCGGAAGCAUGGAAAUGUGACCGGAAGGAGAAGAGGUACUAUUUCAACAGUAACAAGGGGAUGUGUCUGAGGUUCAGAGGAUGCCAAACUGUAGGAAACAAUUUCAGGCGUCGAAGAGACUGCAAGAGGACGUGUAUUUCAUCAAAAUCCAAAAAAGGAAGCCUGGCCUACCUGAAUCGCAUGCCAUCCAGAGAGACCAGUAACGAGACCAACAUAUGUCUCCUUGCCCUAGACGACCCCUCUCGAUGCAGAGAUAGGACCGUGAUGAGGUGGCAUUUCAGUCUCGAGAAGGGCACGUGCGUCAGGGUCAAGGCUUGCAAAACUUCUUUCGGUAACUACUUCCGGAAACGCAGACAGUGCAAGAGACAGUGCAUGAGGAAAAACCGGAGUGUCAUCAGGAGGCGAAAGAACAAAAAGAGGUCCAAGAGUCGGAGGAGAGGCAUCCUCAGGAACGAGUUUAACGGCUAGACUGCAAGUGGUUCCCCGCCGGAAUACCUCUGUUCUCCAAGAAGUGGCACCGUCAGCUUACACGGUCCUGUGACCAGUACGGAUGCCCGCGCAUCAGGCUCGCUCCUGACCCAAACAGUUUCGCUCAGAAAUACGUCACCGUUUGUGUCAUCAUGAAGCACGCGGGCAAAAUAUUCGAACUCCAUCACAGAUUUGGUCAUUUUCAUAUUAAAUUUUCUAGUAAAUAUCAUUUCUGACCAAUACUACUGACCUCGAUCCGUAGUUUCCCCAUACGAGGUCUUCAUGUGGUGUCCCACGGUCCACAGAGUGGGCCACUAGAUUACGUUUACAAAUGCAUACAAAAGACAUGAAUGUGGAGCAAAUGUAGACAAUGUGGUGUUACUCGUAUGCACCUAACUGAGAGAGCAUACGUCGCUAUGCGACGAAACUUGCCUCAAAACAUUCUGGAACGCACGCUACCGAGGAGUUCCGAACACUAUCCUGUUUAGCUUUUAAAGCCAGACGAACGUCCUCACGACGUUAUGUAACCGACACUGGAUCCGAAUGGAUUCAAAGAUACCAGGACAAUUGGGCAAUGAGAAUUACGAUGACCCUAUCAUCUCUAUGUGACGAUAACUUUUAAGUGUUGAUCUGGACCAGUGCGAGGGUUCGUGGGGAUGCAAGGGUUGCAUGCUCGUAGGUGGAUCCUAACAUUCCAUUCCGUACAAAUUGAUUCUGUAGUAAGCGGAACUAUUAGAAAUAGACUGCGUGGGUUUGGUGAGAAAUCAACUCGCUGAUGAGAAUAGACUGGAAUAUUAGGGCUCAGCUACGAUACAAAACUGUAACUGUUAUCGGCUCGUGAUCUUAUUUUGUUGUUAUUUAUGGUUAUUUUGAGAUAUUUAUAUUUAUUGAUUUUAUUUUUAUAAAUCGCAAAUAAAAACACAAAAAAUAUAACACACU
Molecule: messenger RNA, 2090 nt
Organism: Mizuhopecten yessoensis (Yesso scallop)
Lineage: Eukaryota; Metazoa; Mollusca; Bivalvia; Pectinida; Pectinidae
Product: tissue factor pathway inhibitor-like
Exons: 6
Coding region: 207-1151 (314 amino acids)
Molecular function (GO): serine-type endopeptidase inhibitor activity
Source: RefSeq, a predicted model, not a curated record